GAUCACGACUGACAACAAUGACGCUCCACUUCCACGACAACACGCCUCUUGACCGCGGCUGGUCGUGAAAUAAUCUGAGUCAUGUUUAACGCCGCGCACCACGGUCGGAAGUACGUCCUCUCCGGCGACUCCCCGUUAGCCGUUCAGCCGCUCCACGUCAGUGCGCUCUCGCCCAGCGACCUGGCGGCCGAGACGUCGCCUCCUGCGGGAGCUAAGAUGCGGAUCACGAAAGGCAACAAGGGCGCGGUGGUGGUGAAAGCAGUGCGGCGGCAUCCGUCUCCACAGAGCCUGGAAGCGGCGUGGGGCGGGAAAGGGCACCCGGAGGUGAAGUCCCCGGAGGGCUCCCCGGUCUCACGGCGGUCGGAGGCGGCAGUGGAGGGCGGAGUAGAAGCAGGUGGGCCGCACCGGAGUCGGAAGAGGGGAUUCAAGCCCCCUGAUGUCAGGACCAUCUUCACCCCUGAGGAGCGGGACCCCAGGGUGAAAGAGGAGUCGGGUGAGGGCCACAGCUUCGGGCCUGGAGGGGAGGGCACCUGGUGUGAUGUCUGCUGCACCUACAUCUUCCAGUAUGGACUCACCUGCGCAGGUUGUAAGUACGCGUGUCAUGCUGCCUGUCGCGACCGAGUGUCCCUGGACUGUCACCCCUCCACGUCGCCUGCGGGCCAGGACCAUGUCAACAACAACAACUCACCUGAUGUGGAGAGGGAGAGGAAAUUCCGAACAGAGUUCAGCACGGAGGAGAUCGGACUGAAGAUUGAGCAGUAUAACUCUCAGACCAGAGACCUGCUGAAAAUGACACUGGGUGCGACGGGUGUGUACACGGGAUUCAUCAAAGUCCAGAUGGACCUAAGAAGGCCAGUGACGGUGAAGGGUGCUUUGAAAGGAGGGGGCGGAGCCAAGAUGGGGGAGGCUUUCUAUCUGCCCCGGGGUGUCACCAACACCCUGCACAUCAGCUCCACUAACACAGUCCGACAGGUGAUCGUCGCUCUGCUCAACAAGUUCACGGUGGCAGACAACCCGGCCAAGUACGCUCUGUACAAGCGCUACCGGCGGGAGGAGCAGGUUUACGUGUGUAAGCUGGCGGACGGCGAGCAGCCACUCUUCCUCCGUCUGGUGGCGGGGCCUGACAACGACACGCUCAGUUUCGUCCUGAGGGAGCAGCAGACCGGGGAAGUCAUGUGGGACGCGUUCUCCAUCCCAGAGCUGAGGAACUUUCUGAAGAUCCUGGACAAAGAGGAGGAGGAGCAGAGGGUGGCAGUGAUGCGGAGAUACGAGUCUUACCGCCAGAGACUGCAGGAGGUGCUUUCACAGGUCAAAGCCCCUUCCUAGACUCAAGCACCUGUUGCAAUGGACUAGCGCCUCCUAGAGGGAUGUUUUCUCUACGCCUAGAAAAGGACACUCAGAGGAGCGAAGGAUGGAUGAGCAGCCCUGGACUUAAAGUUGCUUCUUGCUCACACACACACACACCAAAGAUCAACUUCAGCGUGCCAAAGUUCUGCCCUCUGUUCUCUUUAUUUAUGCUUCCUGGGCUCCUGUGAGGACGCCAUGCUUAUUUAUCGUGUUUAAGUCUGUACAUAUUUUGUCUCUUAAUUUAUAUGGGUGAAGCCUUUUUUUUUUUUUUAAGAAAGUCUUAUGUCAUUGUUGUUAAUCUCACACACAACAGAACUGCAGUGACGCUGAGGUCUCUGGCCAGUUCUGAAAGCUCACAUGGAUCUCCGUCAGCCUGCAGUGGUCAGUACCUGCUGAGGAAAUCCAACUGAAGAUAUUUCAGUUUGUAUGCACUCAUGAUAGGUACUGACCACUGCCACAGCCAGAAGGAGACCAGCACUAACCAGAGGUGGUCGUAAUGUUUUAGCAGAUUUACGUUAAUCCGUUUUUAUUGCUAAGAUACCGUUGAUUGUUAGGCCGAUGUGGAUGCUCUAACUCUGAAUGUUUGUGUAGAAAGACGUGAAGAGGCAAGUGUAGCUUUUGAGCUACAGAAGGAUUAGAUGAGAAUAGUGAGGGCAGGAAGCUGAGUCGAGUCAGUUUAGGUUUUUGUAAGUUGACAAAGUGGCGAUGAGGAAGUUGAGAAGGAAGAAAAACAUUUAUUUUUUAAAUCUUUUGUGAGGUUUUGGGGCUGUGAAAGCAGGAAGCCUGUGCUCGAGCAGCACUAUUGUCUGCUGCUGCUCCAUCAGCAGGAACUGAAUCAAAAGUUGUGAGCUUUGAACUUUUGUCAAAUUUCUUUCUUUGUUGUCAGCGGAAAUUCGAUGCCUGGACUGGGGUCUGAAUGGAAGGUGAACCAAAGCUGAGGCCUUUGACAAACUGGAUUCAUUAGUUUGAGUUUGUUGUAUAUAAAUGAGAGAACAAAGAGGCUUAUUCAGAUGCUAUAUUGACAGAAUGACUCCAGACAAUCAGCAGUGGGAAACGGUGCUGAAUGACGUUCAACCGACGGUACCGUCUCGACAACACUGCUCUCUAGUGGACAACUGAUGUCAUGUCCCUUUUUCUUUUUUUUUUCUCUUAACUCGUAACCAAAGAUAUUUUUGAUACAGUUUGAGUUGAGAUAAAACGGAGGUUUAGCUAUUGAAACAGUUACUCAAUGGUGACACUGGUGUUUGGGAAGCAAAGACACGACUGAUUCUUGUGAAGACAGAAAUAUAGCAGGGCAUUAAAAUGGUCAAUAUUACAUUAAAUAUAAUUAUUUUAGGGCAUUUUAAGACUUUUGUCAAUGAUUGUAAGUUAUUUAAUAAAUGCCAAUAGAUUAAUUAUCUCCUUUGCAAGUUUUAAGUUUUAAAUAGAUUUAACAAAAGCCAGUAAUCCAAUACUUUGCUUUGCCACUGUUUACCAAAAAUGAUUCUUUAGGUCUGACACUAUAACCAAAAUACCGUGUCACUAUGUCUUCUGUUGCUCCUUGAUAAACAUGUUGUUUCUGUGCUUGGGGUUUCCAUGGAAACUGCUGUUCUUAGUGUAUCUGAUGAGCAACUUUGGCUGUAGAACCUUUUCAAAGCUGUUGAGGCUACACAUGCUUUUAAGUCUAGAUUUUAUUUUGGGCACUUUAUCUCUUAAUUCAGGGAAGACGGGUUUUCAAUUCUUUCUAUUCUUUUCUACGUCGUCUGAUCUGGACGUCUUUCAACAAAGUUUGUGUUCAUUUUAAGGCUUAUUGUGACACAGCUGAAGACUGUGAACUGUUUUUGUUUUUUUGUGAACAUUGACGCUUCAUUUUUUUUCACUGUUUGUUUCCUGGAAUUGAUUGGAAAUGGCUGAUCCGUCAAUGAAGCUGAUUGAUCUGUGAAAUUACAGGGGUUUUUCCCCCCCUGUGAAAACACCCUUCUCCUUGUUUUCUGCUGCAUUUUAUAUGAUUUGUUAAAUUGUGUUACUCCAAUGAUUCCGUGGGUGUUGUUCCUUCGUGAGUGAGCAGAAACGUGUUUUCCAUCAUGAAAUCUUUUGCGCAUCGAAAAGAAACAGCAGUCAUAUCUAAAUAACAGGAUUACUAUUAUUAUAAUCAUUGAAAAAUGUCAUCACAUAAAUUCAGGGUUGCUUAACAUUUAUUUAACUAAGAACUAUAAAAGGGCUACAGAAAUAAUCAGAAACAAUUUACCGCUCUUUAAUUUAUCAAUAUUGAUAUUAGUCACAUGAUUUAGUUAUUGUGACUCAAAAAAAUUUCUGUGAAAUUUAUGCAUUACAUUUUUUUCAUGCAUUAUUUUAUUUUUACAGUUUUAAGAAAUCCUUGAAAUGCGACCCUCUAGUUGGAUGGUGAUGUGCAUUUGUAGAUUUUACAAAAUUAUGUUUUUUAUUGUAAGUGUUAGCAAUCCAAUCAUGUUAUUUAAGUUUUCAAAGCAAGAGCAACUUCACUUCCACUUCACUCACUUCAGAUUAAUCUCCAUUGGUUUGAGAUCAGACUUGUGUUUCUGUCAGUAUUUAAAUGCCAAAGAUCUUCUGCUGUUUUUUUUUUUUUUAGUAAUCUUCACAACAGAGGUGACAAAGAAAACAUUUCUGGAGCUUUCCUCUGGGUCCCAGCUGCGGUCACGCACCAACAUAAGUGACUGGAGCGGUCGCUCACUUUUCGGCUGCGGUACAAGUCGGAAGCCAUGUUCUGCUACAGAGAGCGUUUCUGCCUCCAGCUCGGCCGGACGACGUCUGCAGUGCCUUUCUUUGUCACAGUGGUGUUCUCUGCUUCCUUGUUGCAGAUGUUGUGGCUGGUUAAAAAUGUUUGAUUCACUUUGAAUCGUUAGAAAUGUAGCUGUUCCUCACACACACACACACCUACACACACUUAUUAAGGCGGCUGAACUAUUAAAGUGAAU
Synchiropus splendidus (mandarinfish) is the source of this 4280-nucleotide messenger RNA. It is a transcript of the gene rassf3, whose product is annotated as Ras association domain family member 3. Gene Ontology annotation, biological process: signal transduction. Lineage: Eukaryota; Metazoa; Chordata; Actinopteri; Syngnathiformes; Callionymidae. The record is from RefSeq and is a predicted model, not a curated record. Gene Ontology annotation, cellular component: cytoplasm. The coding region runs from base 82 to 1326 and encodes 414 amino acids. The transcript has 7 exons.